Hermetia illucens (black soldier fly) is the source of this 2141-nucleotide messenger RNA. RefSeq names its product sodium channel protein Nach. The record is from RefSeq and is a predicted model, not a curated record. Gene Ontology annotation, cellular component: membrane. Gene Ontology annotation, molecular function: ligand-gated sodium channel activity. The transcript has 8 exons. Bases 33 to 1475 code for a protein of 480 amino acids. NCBI's taxonomy places the organism in Eukaryota, Metazoa, Arthropoda, Insecta, Diptera, Stratiomyidae. Gene Ontology annotation, biological process: sodium ion transmembrane transport.
UCCCGAAAAAAAGUUGCUAAAUCUCCUCCAAGAUGCGAAUCCGAGGAUUGGUUAAAGAGUAUAUGCUUAACUCCACCUUGCAUGGCGCGAAAUUCAUUGCGGAUGACGACAACAGUCCAGCUGAGCGAAUAUUUUGGUUAAUAUGUGUCGUUGCUUCGUGGAUUGCUUCCGGGAUGCUUAUUUCUGCUUCUCUUGAUGCUUUUCGUAACAAUGCAAUUAGUUUCGUCGUUGAAUCUUCGUAUCGCGACUGGAAAACUAAUUUUCCGGCAAUUGUUGUUUGUGAGUCGAAAAACAUGGACAGAAUUCAGGAAAUUGCUGAAGAACUUUGGGGUGUUGACCAUGACUUCUCCCUGGAAGAAGUUCUCAGUGAAAUCGCAUAUUUCCGUGGCGAGUCAUACCACACUGUCCACGAAUGCGGUGGAAAUGAUCCGGCCGAAAACUGCAUCCAGGGAAAUUUCUCUCAGUUUGCAAAAAUGGUUAGAAGUGAAUGCAAGGACACCAUUAGUGAAUGUUUUUGGAACGACAAACCAUUUGAUUGCUGUAAAUACUUCCAAAUAAUGGAAACUGAGUUGGGUAUUUGUUAUGCAUUGAACUCAAUUCAGGCAAAGAACGGCAAUGGUCCGAAAUUCAACAUGUACUCAGACAAGUACACGGGACCAGCUUCUUUGAGGAUGGAAAUUUUAACAGAAGCUCAUAUCUACACUUUGGGAGAAGAGGAUGUCCCAAAUCUCGUUACACCAAAGUCAGAUAUUCUUUCUGUUGGCCCCUAUGUAGCUUAUACGCGACUUAUUUCCAUAAAAAACAUCGAAAACGAUGAGGGUACCCGCGAAGUGAGCAUCGCCCAAAGGAAUUGUCGCUUCAGUGAUGAGAACGAUCUGGACGUGCAUCGCUACUACAGCUACAGCGCCUGCUCCGUGCAGUGCCGCAAGGACAAGCAAAUGGCCAUGUGCGGUUGCAUAAGUCAUCUGAUCCCCAAUACUCCGGAGUCAAUCCACUGCAAUAUGACCGGCCUUCAAUGCCUCAACGACCACUACGAAGACCUCUCCGUGGUGGUGGCAAGCUGGUCGCAUGCCAAUGGACGCAAAGGCCUCGUCUGCGAUUGCUUACCAUCUUGUACUGAAGUGGACAUUUCCGUGGUCCACGACAUCCGAGACAACAUUUACGGGCACCAGCGACCUAUCUCGAAAGUUGAAAUCGGACUUGUUGCAUUACCAACGGAACGGUACAAGAGAAAUGUCGUGCGUGGGAAACUGGAUUUGGUUGUGUCCAUGGGAGGAACAACCGGGCUAUUUGUUGGUGCCAGUCUUCUAAGCUUCGUUGAGAUUCUUUAUUAUUUUACUAUUCGCCCAUACGGAACCAUGUUCGCCACUAAACAAGAUGAAGAAAGUGAAAAGACAGCCGGUAACGAUGACGACACCAACGACAAUAAUAACACUGACCAGCAUCAACAGCCCACAACUGGUCUACGCUAUUGAAUGCCGCACCAAAGCUGGCAAGCGGAAAACUUGUCGCAAUCCCGUACAAUUUUCAUAAAAGCCGAUGUGGUACUAAAGUUAUCUGAUAUAUUAUCGUCAUUUCUUGAUGUAAUAGUCACAUAGCAUAACUCCUAAACACCCAAACAAAUGCCAUGGAAUCCACGAAUUCCAUGGCUUCUUCACUUCCCCAGAGAUAUUUGUGCAGAGUUACGUGAAUAGUAGUAGUUGAACAUUGGAUGACGUUCUCAAGAUUUCAGAUAGUUGUAGCUGACCAAUUGUAUCGUAGUUGCUUCUAACCAGUAGUUAGGGUUCCACUUCCUAAGGCUUCAGAUUAAUAUUUCCAAAUUUGAAUACGUUAUUGCCUGAUCAGGUGACUCAGCAAAAACUCCUGAAGGUACUGGUCUGAGACGACUAAUCAUCCGGAUGCUAGCCACACAUAAUCAAGACUUCAUUGUCUAUCGACAAAUUGGAAGACGUUGCAACUGCUUGGAAAUGUAUUAAAAUAUUCAACCUUGACUUGCACUAAUUACACAGCAGCCAUGCCAGCUUUUUUCACAGACCAAAACUACAGCAAAAGAUGCGGAAAGAAUGACCGAGUUCAAAUUGGGAUUUCCCUAAUCAUAACGAGACCUUCAACUGGGUAACUAGUGCAAAGAGUGUAACCUA